This is a messenger RNA of Cryptomeria japonica (Japanese cedar), 1068 nucleotides long. RefSeq lists its product as uncharacterized. Gene Ontology annotation, biological process: regulation of DNA-templated transcription. Lineage: Eukaryota; Viridiplantae; Streptophyta; Pinopsida; Cupressales; Cupressaceae. Gene Ontology annotation, molecular function: RNA polymerase II cis-regulatory region sequence-specific DNA binding; DNA-binding transcription factor activity, RNA polymerase II-specific. The coding region runs from base 1 to 915 and encodes 304 amino acids. The transcript is spliced from 3 exons. Gene Ontology annotation, cellular component: nucleus. The record is from RefSeq and is a predicted model, not a curated record.
AUGAAUCCCUCUGCAUUUGAAACUCAAUUCUUUGAGCAAUCUUUGCUCAAGUGUAAUGUGAUUUGGAAUGGUGAUGCCCAUCAAUCCACAAGCUCAGGAGAAAUGGUUUCAGAUACAGGAGAAGCCAAAUGCAAAGGGAAAAGCAAGGGGCAAUGGACGCCGGCUGAAGACAGUUUAUUACUUCAUAUGGUGGAGAAAUAUGGGCAGCAGCAGUGGGCAAGGAUAGCGACUAAUCUACCAGGUCGCAGAGGUAAACAAUGCCGGGAGAGGUGGCAGAAUCAUCUCAGACCAGAUAUCAAGAGGGAGGAGUGGAGUUUGGAAGAAGAAUGCCUACUGGUAAAACUACACAAGCAGUUUGGAAACAAGUGGGCUCAAAUUGCAAGGCGGCUUCCAGGGCGCCCAGAAAAUGCCAUCAAGAACCACUGGAAUGCAACUCUCCGCAGCAAGAACCGCCGCAAGCCUCGGAAGGUGGGUGAAAGCCCUUCUGUUCUACAUGAUUAUAUUCAGCGGAUCCAUCCCCUCCACCACCCCACCACUCUUUCUCCACCAACAACCAGCCAGGAUGGGGAUGAGCUUCAGAGGAUGUUCAUCAAUAUUUAUGAUGAUUAUGUUUGUCAAACAGAAAUAGCAUCACCAACAGAAGAUGGCUCUCGUGAUCUUUUACAGGAUGUGGUCGGAAUGACACUUCAACAGAACCACCACCAAAACAACAACAAUAACAACAACAACCACGACCACCACCCCCACCACCUCAUUCACCACCACCCCCACCACCUCGCUCACCAUCACAACCACCACCACCCUCACCACAUUGCCUCUCCUCCCCUCACCUCACUCCAAUCUAACUUCUCUUCACCUCAUCUAGGCCAUGACAUUGAUCUUUUUGAAUUGGUUUCUGCAUCAGUAAUGUCUUAAUCGGUCAAGGGGCCCUAUCCAAACUAGGCUGUUGAACAUAUACAGCUAGUAUAUUGUUUGUUAUUCUUGGGUUUGACCUUCAAAUUAAUAAAUAACGUACCAGUUGUUUGCAUUAGACCCACAGCAACCCCACCAUUGUUGGAUAAAUUGAUA